AUGAUAUUUCACUCUUCAACAGAAAUUUAAAAACCACAGACACUUCUUCUUUUUUCUUUCUUUAAGAGCCAAAGGAAAAACAAACGGAGAAAUGCUUCUGUGCAACCCUUCACCGAUGAUUCAAAUUCAGUGUCGGUGUAAAACUCUAACUGCUUCUUCUACAACCAUAAUCAAAUCCAUGGUCACCGACAGAACCGCCACCUCUGCACAGCCAAGAAAAGCCACGUCAUCCGCCUUCGAAGCUCGCGUCUCUCUCAUAUUCGCUCUCGCUUCUCAGACCUCCAAUGUGUCCCAGCGACUUUUAUUCGAUUUGGCGAAUGAGACAGCAAAAUACGUGUUCCCUAAGAGAUUCGCGAGCCGGAAUUUGGAGGAAGCACUCAUGGCUGUUCCGGAUCUUGAAACGGUGGAGUACAAGGUGCUGAGCAGGAGAGAUCAAUACGAGAUUAGAGAAGUUGAGCCUUAUUUUAUAGCAGAGACAACAAUGCCAGGGAAGACUGGAUUUGAUCUCAAUGGCGCUUCCCAGUCUUUCAAUGUAUUAGCCGAGUACUUGUUUGGUAAGAACGUAACAAAGGAAAAAAUGGAAAUGACUACACCUGUUUUCACGCGUAAAGUUCAAUCUGAUGGAGAGAAAAUGGAAAUGACAACACCUGUGAUAACAAAGAAGGUGGAAGAUCAGGAUAAGUGGCAGAUGUCCUUUGUCAUGCCUUCCAAGUAUGGUGCUGACUUACCGUUGCCUAAAGAUAAAACAGUGAAGAUAAAAGAGGUGCCAAAGAAAGUUGUUGCAGUUGUUGCCUUUUCAGGUUUCGUUACUGAUGAAGAUGUCAAACAACGGGAAUUGAAGUUACGAAAUGCUUUGAAAAAUGACCCGCUGUUUAGGGUGAAAAAGGGUGCUUCGAUGGAAGUUGCGCAGUACAAUCCCCCCUUCACACUUCCGUUUACACGCCGUAACGAGAUUGCAAUAGAAAUAGAGAGGAAGGAAGAAUAGCUAUUUUGAUUCUAGAAUCUUGAGCUUGUUGUACAAGGAUAAGCAUUGGGGCAUGACUUCAUGUAGUGGGAUAUUAAUCAAUCAAUCAAUCUAAUAGUUGCCCCCCUCUCUCUCUGUGGUUAUAUAUUUCUGGUUCACAGGGUGAGCAACACAAUAAUACUUGACUAACCCGCAAAAACAACAACCUACUUUAAGUGGAAUUUAAACCUGACACCUCCCAUUAAGCUAGGAUGGGAGCAAGUUCAGGGUGUCAAUUGAAAAAACUUUUGUAUAUUCUAAGUGUAUAUCUUUAUUUAGAAGAAAUUAUUUUAGCCCAUCAUCCUGAAAGGAAGUUCUUUGAAGUCCUUUAGAACCAUCCCUGUAUGUUAUAUUUUGAAGGAGAAAACCAAGUGUAA
Messenger RNA from Ricinus communis (castor bean), 1380 nucleotides. Its product is annotated as heme-binding-like protein At3g10130, chloroplastic. The transcript is spliced from 9 exons. The record is from RefSeq and is a predicted model, not a curated record. NCBI's taxonomy places the organism in Eukaryota, Viridiplantae, Streptophyta, Magnoliopsida, Malpighiales, Euphorbiaceae. The coding region runs from base 92 to 985 and encodes 297 amino acids.